AUGUCGUACCCGAUUCUUCAAGCAAACCUACCUCCGGCGACGCCGCAGAAACCCCUACCCGGAGCUUAUCUGCAAACGCCAGCUGUGCUUCGCAAUGGUCCCAGGUCUCCUCCACAGCAGCAGCAGCCGCCACAGGUCCUUCGAAGCCCGCCCCAGAUUAAGCUUCCCCCCAUCGCCGCGACACAAAAUCGGGACCUGAGCGUACAAGAGCGAGGAGCGCGCACCAUCAAUGAGUUUCUCUAUCAAGAGUCGCGGUACCCAGAUCUGGAUAGCUAUUUAUCACAGGGAUUCUCGUCUGAAUAUGACAUCCCCACGUCCCCGUCAUGGGCACCUUUCCAAAAAGUCAAAAUGUACAACAUCCCGGACCAGAUCUUUGACCAAUACAAUCGCGCCCAGGUGUCGACAAGCAUGGGACUUUUUGCUGAAUUGAACCACGCGUGGGUGGCUAUCGACAACGCGCUCUACUUGUGGGAUUUCACACACCCGAACCCUCAAUUGGUCGGAUUUGAAGAACAGCCAAACAGUAUCAACACCGUCAAACUCGUCAAGCCUCGCGCAGGAGUGUUUUUGCCGGCGAUCACUCAUUUGCUUGUGGUGUCAACGACUGCCGAAUUGAUUUUGUUGGGCAUGGGAGUGGAAAACACUCCGACGGGCGGGCGACAGGUCACCUUGUAUCAGACUGGAAUGGCAGUUCCGAUUCGAGGUUUGGAUAUUCACGUCAUCGCGUCAUUUGACUCGACUGGUCGGAUUUUCUUCGGUGGUUCAUCCGACAACGACGUGUACGAAUUGACAUACCAACAAGAGGAGCGGUGGUUCCAGGGUCGAUGCGGAAAGGUUAAUCACACCAGCUCCCGGCUUGCAGCAUUCACACCAUCGCUGAGCUUGACGAAUUUGGCAAAGGUGGCCAUGGAGAAUAUGGAACAGAUGGUGAUCGACGACAGCCGGAACCUUCUCUACACUUUGUCUUCGGCCUCCACCAUUCGUGUUUUCCACCUGAAACCAGAUGGUUCUCUCUCCCUAGCCAUCACCAAGCAUGCUUUGGACAUUUACUCGAACAUCGGACAUAUCAUUGCAUCUAACGAAACCCUCAACCCUAAAGUGGCAAUUGUCUCUAUCAGUCCCGUCCCUGCCGCGGAGGCCUCUCGCUAUCACCUUGUUGCAACAACUGCCACUGGAUAUCGUAUUUAUCUGAGUGCCACAGGUUCAUAUAGCUGGUCACCUGUGCCGAAUGGCACCAAUGCGCCUACCAGCAUGCAAGCCCAGCACGUCAAGACCCCACCUGUGGACGCCCCUACUGAUUUUGGACUGCCUCACUUCCAGCAGCCUGGUGGCAAGCUUGCGAUUCACACUUUAAAACCGACACGGAUGGCAGCUAGGUUCCCGCCUGGAUAUUUCUUCUGCUUCGCCUCCAAGGAUCAAGCGCAGAAGGCCGAUACUCUAUUCAUUUCAUCCCCGGAUUCUGGUCGAGUUGCCAGGGCCCAGGAUAACGUUUUGACUGGCAAAACAGGCGAGUCCGCCAUUUGGAUGAGCUUAGGCGGCCGAGCAGAGGCCAUCGGUCUUUGCUCCCCGCCUCCACCGAGUUCUUCGGGCUUUGGAAAUGAGCUGGCUAUCCAGUUUGACCACCCUGCCGCCGAGAUUGCUAUCCUGACAAACACAGGCAUCCAUGUCAUCCGACGGCGACGCCUGGUAGACAUCUUCGCCUCUCUGGUCCGUGGGGGUGGUACCGGCGAGGAGGGUCUGGAUGGCGAGGCUAAGAACUUCAUUCGCACAUAUGGCCGACCUGAAGCUCUGGCUACUGCACUUGCUGUGUCUUGUGGACAAGGCGUGGAGAUUUCGUCGGAUCAGCGACUCACUCAGAUCAACGAUCCUGACGUCCUGGAGUUCGCCCGCAAAGUUUUCAUUGGUUACGGUGGCCGCCCCGCGAUAAACGAGAACAUCGUUGCCGAUAGUUCUACCCCUACAAUUGACCUCGUUGAACCCUCCCCGCGACAUGCCGGUAUCGCCUUGUACCUCUCCCGUCUGUUGCGGUCUAUUUGGAAGAAGGAGAUUGUCCAUGUUGGCAAGGGAGCCAAUGGUGCUUUGACUGUCUCUGCUUCAGUGGCUGCCUCUAAAUUGCAAAUUAUCCAGCAGGAUCUCUCAGCCCUUGAGAAAUUCUUCAAGACCAACAAGAGCUUCAUUGAAGGCCUCAGUGGGCCCGAGGCUCUCGCACGAGCGGCCACCAAGCAAGAAGAAACUGCGCUACAAGGCGAGCACCGUGCCUUACACUCCCUUGUUGAGUUGGUCUCGCAUACCAUUGAAGGAAUAUCGUUUGUGCUGGUCCUUUUCGAUGAGCGGGUGGAUGAGAUCGUGGCUACCCUGCCCGAGGAGUCGAAGCAAAAGUUCUUGAAGCUCACUUACGAGGAGCUCUUCAGCACUACCAACGGCAACGAAGUCGCUAAAGAGUUGGUUAAGAGCAUUGUGAACCGCAACAUUGCCAAGGGCUCCAAUGUUGAGACCGUUGCUGAUGCCCUCCGGCGCCGUUGUGGCAGCUUCUGCAGUGCGGAGGAUGUGGUCAUCUUCAAGGCGCAGGAACUCCUCAAGCGGGCCACUGAGGCUGGAGCCAACUCAGAGCUGGGCCGCAACCUUUUGAAUGAGAGCUUGAAUCUGUUCCGGCAGGUGGCUGAUAACCUUCCUAUGGACUAUUUAGUUUCUGCGGUGGAGAACUAUAUUGCAAAUCAAUUCUUCGCUGGUGCGAUUCAACUAGCACUGAAUGUUGCUGCUCGGUGCGACACGGCGAAUCUCGCGAUUUCCUGGAUCAUGGAUGGGCGCCCUGAACAAGACCCACGGAAAACCGUUUAUUUGCACCGCAAGCAAUGCUAUGACCUCGUCUUCAAUGUUAUCCUCGCCGUUGAUACUUUGGCCGAGGCCGAUCCCGGAUUUGUCGAUGGUCAAAUGACGCAGAUUGCCAAGCGCCAGAACGAGGCAUACACUGUCAUUUCCGACUCCAACGACGAGGUGUUUUUAACUAGCCUUUACGAUUGGUACCUGGAGCAGGGGUGGAGUGAUCGACUUCUGCAGACACAGUCUCCAUUUGUGGUCACUUACCUAGACAGGAAGUCUACUGACGAUAUCGCUCAUGCCGAUCUGUUGUGGCGUUACUAUGCACAGUCUCAGCGCUUUUUCGAGGCCGCCAAGGUGCAGUUCCAGCUCGCGCAGAGUGCAUUUACCCUUCCCCUGAGCCGGCGUAUUGAGUACCUGGGUCGGGCCCGGGCCAACGCAUCCACUUUCACACCGGAUGUGGGGCGUCAGUCACGGCAGCGCCUGUUGCAGGAAAUUUCUAAUCUGAUCGAUGUGGCCAAUAUCCAGGACGACCUCCUGCAGCGCCUGAAGGAUGAUGAUCGGAUCGCUAAAGAGCGUAAGAAUGAAGUGCUGCAAGAUGUCGAUGGUCCAGUUAUGGACAUCAGUACGCUUUUCAACCAAUAUGCCGACUCAGCCAGUUAUUAUGACAUCUGUUUGCAGAUUUUUUACCUGGCCGAUUACCGGAAUGCAGCCGACAUCAAGGCCACUUGGCAGCACCUAGUCCAAGAUCUUCACGCCGUCACUGUGGAGCGGGGCUCCCCACAACCCUAUGAAGCUGUUGCUGAGAAGGUUCGGAGCCUUGGCAGUCGGCUCCGGAUGUCGGAGACGGUAUUCCCUGUGCGUGAACUGGUCCCCUUGCUCGAACGCUAUUCGCUCGAGCACCAGCGCCAGGUCGGACCUGAGCAUUGGAUUGUCGAUCUUUUCCUGGAUCUGGGAGUUGCACACGAAUCCAUUUAUGCAGUCUUGGAGGCCAUGUACUACACCGACGAGGCUCCAUUCCAGGGGGCUUACCGCCGAUUCAUCGCCACUGAUCUGCUCUACCUAUUGGAAGGGUGGUUCCACGAGACCAUGCGACUAGGCGGGAUGGUGUUCGGGUCGGAUGUGGUUGCCGAACGCGUUUCAGAGACCCUCUUGUUGCUGCAGCAGGGAGCAGCAGUCAACGGGGCUGAUAUUGUGGAGCAAAGCCGGGACCUUCAGCGAAGGAUUUCGGACCUUCUGAACUAA
Molecule: messenger RNA, 4062 nt
Organism: Penicillium pulvis
Lineage: Eukaryota; Fungi; Ascomycota; Eurotiomycetes; Eurotiales; Aspergillaceae
Product: putative non-repetitive nucleoporin
Exons: 5
Coding region: 1-4062 (1353 amino acids)
Biological process (GO): transcription-dependent tethering of RNA polymerase II gene DNA at nuclear periphery; protein localization to nuclear inner membrane; protein import into nucleus
Cellular component (GO): nuclear pore inner ring; nuclear pore
Molecular function (GO): structural constituent of nuclear pore
Source: RefSeq, a predicted model, not a curated record